This is a messenger RNA of Sipha flava (yellow sugarcane aphid), 843 nucleotides long. Its product is annotated as zinc finger BED domain-containing protein 1-like. The record is from RefSeq and is a predicted model, not a curated record. Bases 1 to 843 code for a protein of 280 amino acids. NCBI's taxonomy places the organism in Eukaryota, Metazoa, Arthropoda, Insecta, Hemiptera, Aphididae. Gene Ontology annotation, molecular function: protein dimerization activity. The transcript has a single exon.
AUGUUAGAACGUUUAUACUUAAAUAGAUGUGCUAUUUUUAAUGUUUUAACAGAUAAAAAUAUUACAAAUCGAUCAUUAGCUGAAAAAUUAGAAAUAAAAGAAACUGAAUGGACAUUGAUCGAUUCACUUAUUAAGGUUCUUAAGCCUAUCGAUAUGACCACAACUGUUUUAUGUACUGAAAAGCACUCUCCGAUUUCGAUGAUUAGACCAAUAAUAAAAAAAAUUAUAGAAAAACAUUUAUUACCUAGUGAUGAUGAAGAUACUGUCAUUCAGAGUUUUAAAAAAACAAUAGUGUUAGAACUUGAACGCCGAUUCUUUCUCGACUUGAGUCCAACAGAACAAAUACUGCCUGAACAAAUUGCAUCCUUCCUUGAUCCUAGGUACAAAGAUUUAGAGCAUGAGGCGUUAUCCACGCGUGAGGAAAUUUGCUCGAGAGUAAAAGAAAUUUUAAGUAUGAGCGACACGAUAAAUUUGAAUGAUAAGGUAUUGAAUAAUUUAGGAGACCAGCAAAAAUGCCAUAGUAAUGCUUUGGAAUAUAUUUAUAAGACUGAAUUUAAUGAUGAUGAUGAUUUGACGAAACAGUUUGAAAAUUAUAUAGCAGAACCACAAUUAAGGUUCACAUUGGACCCCAAAGAAUGGUGGAAAACUAGAUUUUCUAAAUAUCCUGUAAUUGGCGACCUUGCAAAAAAAUAUUUAACAAUUCCUGCAAUAUCGGUAAGUUCAGAAAGAUGUUUUUCGACGGCCGGUAACAUCGUUACUCGUAAAAGAGCAUCUUUAUCACCUGAAAACGUAAAUAUGCUUGUUUUUUUACACCAGAAUAAAUAUUUAUUGAAUAAAACAUGA